GAUCAUUUUUAUAAACAAACCCCCUCCCCCCGAAUUCUAAAACUUGGAACACUUAAGCAACACAGAACAUGCUGUGGAUUUAUGCUUGCUGAAAGAUUGCUUUGAUCCAGACAUUGACAUAAAGAGGAAUAUUGGAUCUGUGGAGGGAAUGCACUAUACAGAGCUCAAGAACGAGACACUGCUAAUCUGUACGUGAGUGGCAUGGCAUCAAAUCACAGCACUUCUCCCCAAGAUGACCAUCUUCCUCAUUACCUCCAGGAUGAAGACCCCUUUGCAUCAAAACUCUCUAGGGAAGCUGACAUAGUAGCUGGAUUUUAUUUAACAGUAAUUGGGGUUCUUUCAACUUUUGGGAAUGGCUAUGUUCUUUAUAUGUCCUUGAAACGGAAGAAGAAGCUCAGACCUGCUGAGAUAAUGACUGUCAAUUUAGCCGUGUGUGACUUGGGGAUUUCAGUUGUAGGAAAACCAUUUAGUAUAAUUUCCUUCUUCUCUCACCGAUGGGUGUUUGGCUGGCUGGGCUGCCGUUGGUAUGGAUGGGCUGGCUUCUUCUUUGGCUGUGGGAGCCUUAUCACCAUGACAGCUGUCAGCCUGGAUAGAUACCUGAAAAUUUGUCAUUUAACUUACGGUACCUGGCUUAAGAGACAUCAUGCCUUUGUCUGCCUGGCAAUAAUCUGGGCCUACGCUACGUUUUGGGCUACGGUGCCAUUUGCUGGUUUUGGGAACUAUGCUCCCGAGCCAUUUGGAACCUCGUGCACUCUGGAUUGGUGGCUGGCUCAGGCUUCAGUGGCUGGACAGGCAUUUAUUCUGAAUAUUCUCUUCUUUUGCCUCUUGCUCCCAACUGCAGUGAUUGUGUUUUCCUAUGUUAAAAUCAUUGCAAAAGUCAAGUCGUCCGCCAAAGAAGUUGCUCAUUAUGACACCAGGAUUCAAAACAAUCACGUCCUGGAAAUUAAAUUGACCAAGGUGGCAAUGUUGAUCUGUGCAGGAUUUCUAAUCGCCUGGAUCCCAUAUGCCGUGGUAUCAGUGUGGUCAGCUUUUGGACAGCCAGACUCAGUGCCCAUUCAAGUUUCAGUCAUCCCAACCUUGCUUGCAAAAUCGGCAGCUAUGUACAACCCAAUUAUUUACCAGGUCAUUGAUUGUAAAUUUUCCUGUUGCCGCUCCUUUCAGAAGAAGAGCUCUUUGAAGAAAUCCAGGCUGUAUACGAUAUCUGGAAAUAGAGAGCCAACAGCAAUGAACGAAACCCACCUGGAGGUGUGACGGCAUAUGGACAGGCGUAUGGAAACAUGCUGACAAUCCUUUUCUUCUCAGUUUCUUCCUUUGCAAAUUAGGUAAAAUACAAUGGCAGAUUUAUUUUAGUAUUUCUUUUCCCCUCUAACAUACUACCAUCUAAUUUUUCACCCUAACUGGAGUAUCAACAUUAGAGCUGGGCAAAUAGAAGAAGAAAAUACAGAGAAUAUUCAUUUGAAUGAAAACUGUGAAUUCACUUUGGCUGGAUUCAAACCCCUUUUUAUUUAUUUUUCUGUGCACGUACUAUGAGUGACUCUUUUCUACAUGGAAAGUGAAAGUCUCAUGAGUACUCAUGCUAUGCAUUUGUAAGGCUAUCUUGAAAUCACUUGAUUUCCCUCUUCCUCUUUAUCAACGUUAUCCAAUCCAAGGAGCAGAAAUUAAUCAUGCACCACAAAGAGCCAAAAUUGAAGUGCGGUGUUUGCCAAUAGCUCCUCUGGUUGAAAUGCAUUUGCAAAUGAAAUCUUGAAUCAUGAACAAAGAGAAGCAAAGUCUAUUCCUGGAAAAUCCACAAAUAAGAAAAGGGGUUAAAUUGGUCCAGUAAUUUAUUGGUACAAUAGUUUGCCCAUCUCUAAGCACUAGAAAUGCUGCGCGAAAAUGCUGGGCAAUGUUAUAGAAAUGCUGAUAACCAGCAGAAGGUCAAAUGUAUAAAACAGAUAUUCCAUGCCCACCGCGCGCGCACACACACACACACACUCUCUCUCUCUCAUCGCUCUUAUACCCAUUCCUUAUGAUGUUGGUUUUAUAUAUACAAUGGCAAAGCUCGCUCCUGACCUUAACUAUAAACCCCCACACACAGCUUCCAUAAUAAUUAUUUACAGUUUGGUUCAGACAGCACCUUCCGCUUCUUUUCUGGAUUGACCAUUGAAAUGUAGGCACCAUUACACAGACAGACACUAAAGGUAAAUAUUUGACGUUUGUAUAUUAUUUCAUCAAGAAAACCUUAUUAAAAUGCAAAAUAAAUUAAUUUCAAAUGAAAGCAGCUUUCAUAUUUAAUAUAAAAUCUCAAGAAUGUGGUUAUUCCUAAAAUAAUUCUACGAGUCAAAAAUUUCCCCUAAACCAAUCCUUGAAGGAAAGGCAACAUUUAAGAGAGAAGUUCAGCUAAUAGCCUGUUUGAGACGAGUUGUUACACCCAGAAGACACGUGGUGCUUUUAUCAUAUUGUCAUUCCACAGCUGCACUAUAAACAGUUCUCACUGUAUCGAUUGAUUUUCAGACAAGGGACUGAAAAGUGUAUGUUGUAGAUCCUGGGCUGGGAAUGAGGGAGAAUAUAGUUCCCCCUUUCAACAUAGUUAAGUAAGGAAAUGAGUUGAGUAAGUCCUGGAAGGGAAGCUGGGAUUUUUCCUCCCUAAUAAUUUCAGUGUUACCAACACUGCAAUUUGCACAGUGCAACCUACUGAGGGCCAAAUCCGGCUUCCAUUGCAAGGUGCAGGUAUUUGGCGAUGAAACAAUUCUGCAUCUCUUAAUCAGUCCUUAGUCAGGCUAUAUUUCCACUCAUGUCCAUGGAUGUUUAGCCUAACUAAGGACUGAGAGCUGCAGAUUGUGGCCCUACAAAUGGAGACUUGUUAUAUCAGAGUUCAUGAUAGUAGUAAGAGUUACCAGGAUUCUGGCCAAAUUCCAGCGAGGAUGGGUUCAUGGUUCCUGCCUACAUUUCUCCUUCAAUUUCAAACUUUUCUUCUUCAUCUCUUGCCCUGAACAAUUAGCUGUGUUACUAUAUAUUGUUAAAUAGUUGUUGUGUCACCCCAGAAGUGGCUGCAUUUCGGGUGGUAGGUGAAGCAUGUUCUAGAUAGGGAUAUUUUCCUGACUCAGGGCCUUAAGCAUUACGUCUAAUUUAAAUACAGGUAACUUAUGUAAACCCCAAUAAGGCCUUGUAGAUCUCAUCCAAUUAAUAGAUUUUAAGGCACGAUGGAACUAUUAGAUCAUCUAGUCUAUUACAGGCCAUGGUAUUUCAUGAGCACAACAAUUUGUGUUGGGCUAAAGCACAUCUUCCAGAAAGGCAUCCGGUCUCGAUCUGAAGAUGACAAGAGAUGGGGACUCCACCACUUCACUUGCUUGCUUGUUCCAAUGGUUGAUCAUGCUCACCGUUAAAAAUAAAAUUCAUAUUUCACAAGGACAGUGUAUGAAAAUCUUAUAAAACUUCCUCAUAAGAUCCACACUUGUGAUUGUUGUAAACCUGGCUGGGGCCCAAAUACUUGAGUCAAAUUACUGAAAAAAGUAAAAGUAAGUCAGCAUGAAUGAGUGUGAAAUAUGACUCUGAAAGAUCUUUUUAUGGUAUUUUCAGUAAUUCAGUGUCUUAGCUAUGUUAAGGAACUUCUUGGUUUUAUGCAUAAACAUUAACACAAAUGUUGAAUAAAUAUUAUAAAUGAUAUUAUAUAUUCACAUAUCUCAUUAUAUGCCUUAUAUGCACACUCAGAUUAAACUGUCCUGAUUCAAAGUGAUGUCAGGUAAAGUCAUGAAAACUUAAACUUAUUUCCAAUGCCUCCUGGAUAAAGAAAAUUAUUGAAUUCCAGUCCUAAACAGGACAGCAUUAUUCUUUAAUAUUUACCUAUCUUGGGCACCUCAGUUGGCUCAGUGAGAUCUAGCCCUGCUGUCUAUUUCAAGGUUACAGUUCAGCUUGCAGAUGGCAAAGUCACACAGGCCAUAUGGAUGUGAAGACUUUUUGAUUAGCUUGUCAUGUAGACAUAGACAAUGGAGAAAAUGGAACCCAAACAUAAAGCUGUAAGCAGGGUCGGCUCCAGGCACCAGCCUACCAAGCAUGUGCUUGGGGCGGCACCUGGAGGGGGGCGGCGCUCAGGGUUGGGUUUUUUUUGUUUUUUGUUUUAAACAUACUGGGGCUGUUGGGGCGCCCGGCAGCGCUCCGGCCGGCUGGGGAGAGUGGGGCCAUGGCCAGGCUCACCGCCCUCCCCCCAGCACUCUGGCCGGCCGGGGAGAGUGGGGCCACGGCCGGGCUCGCCGCCCUCCCCCCGGUGCUCCUGCCAGCCGGGGAGAGCAGGGCUGCGGCUGGGCUCGCUGCCCCCCCGCCACGCUCCCCGCCAGGGGGCGGGGGGCAGCGGGAGGCUUUUUUGCCUGGGGCGGCAAAAAAGCCAGAGCCAGCCCUGGCUGUAAGUGCCUCCUGUACGGAUUUCAAAGGCUACUGAAAGGUUAGAAGAGGGGACAAGCUCAUUCUGAUGGAUAGGCUUGGAAGGAUUAGCUUUUAAUUCGUAAACGUUGAUUUCAUCGUACCCACAUAAACUGACAAAAAAAAUGUUUCCAUAGGUGACAUUUACAGAUAGGCAAAGUAAGAAAAAUGCUGCUUGAGAAUGUAUUAGUGUUUGAUUUAAGGAUAUUGACUUUGUACAUUUUGA
Malaclemys terrapin pileata is the source of this 4621-nucleotide messenger RNA. RefSeq names its product opsin 5 (gene OPN5). The record is from RefSeq and is a predicted model, not a curated record. Bases 202 to 1251 code for a protein of 349 amino acids. The transcript is spliced from 7 exons. Gene Ontology annotation, cellular component: membrane. Gene Ontology annotation, biological process: G protein-coupled receptor signaling pathway; visual perception. Lineage: Eukaryota; Metazoa; Chordata; Testudines; Emydidae. Gene Ontology annotation, molecular function: G protein-coupled receptor activity.